Molecule: messenger RNA, 564 nt
Organism: Aspergillus tubingensis
Lineage: Eukaryota; Fungi; Ascomycota; Eurotiomycetes; Eurotiales; Aspergillaceae
Exons: 1
Coding region: 1-564 (187 amino acids)
Source: RefSeq, a predicted model, not a curated record
AUGGACCAAUUCGCCCGGUACCAUAGCCCAGACUGUCCCAACUUCUUCUGCGUUGUCCGAACACCGGAACAAACUGAAUUCGACAGUUAUGGCACCGAACUACCAAUCAGUGACUUUUCCACUGGCUUUAAAGACGCGACAGACACCGAGCUUCGCCUCUGGGCCCGAAACAAGAUCUCAGAGCUCAGGGAACACGGAAGCGAAGACAUGCUGCAAUCCUACUGGAUUGUUGUAAUGGAUGAACAGUCUGGACAUGACUCAACAAUUGUUUUGCAUUACAACGAAGAGCUCUCCCUCUGGGCCCAGAGUCUGGAAGAUGCCGGGCUGCCAUUCAAUAUCCCACAUGAUGCAGAUGUAUCAGAGGGUGACAUCUGGUGGAGAUGGCGCUUGCCUAUAUCAGGAGCUCAUCACCUGUUCAACGGUGUGGACGAUGGUGACUUCGUGAUGAUUGAACUGUUUUCACGCCCGGAGUACGUGGGCCCGAACGGGGUGGUGAAUGUCGACAUUCCCGUCAAGAUUAUUCGCGGGGAGAUUCCAGAUCCCAUUACUCAGCAGAAGAGUUGA